Molecule: messenger RNA, 270 nt
Organism: Prunus armeniaca (apricot)
Lineage: Eukaryota; Viridiplantae; Streptophyta; Magnoliopsida; Rosales; Rosaceae
Source: the annotation of a GenBank genome assembly
AUGUCGUCUCUUUGCUGUCCAACUCAGGAGAAAGAAACUGAUGGGAUUUUUCCCACUCCGGGGACUUCUUCAGCUCCAGUACCACACCAAUCACCUGGUGAGGAUGUCAUUCAGUUGGUUGACAUACAUGUUCCCAACAAUGUAACCGAAGCAUUAGAAGACCCAAAAUGGAAAGAAGCUAUGAAUGAAGAAAUGCGAGCUCUCCAGAAGCAUGGCACAUGGGAACUCGUGCCAUUACCUCAUGGAAAGAAGGCAGUGGGAUGCAGGUGA